AUGGCUAGUUUCACGGCACAGGCGGCUCUCAGGGCGAAAUGGAGCUCACUCGUCGAAGAACACAGCAUCGAAGUGCCCCCGGAAGUUACCAGUAAGGUUACCAGCGUUGUCGGAUGGUUGAAACAGGUCGAUGAAGGUGAAUGUUCCGAAUUGGGUCUGGCUGUCCAAAAUCACUUCUCAGCGAUAAAUAUUCGAUUGGGCAAGACGAAAAAACAUUCCAAACAUAGGCAGUCUCUUGUAACGCUUUCUAGAAGGCACAGCUUGGUGAAGAUGCUGGACAGUAGCGACCUGGACGGGCCUCCUCCUUUGCGAAGGGCGAGCACAAUAGAUACGACUUCGAACCAGUUGACGCACCAUACUUCCAAGCUCACCCGCAGAGCCUCGUUGGACGAUCUUGAACAGGAGUCGUGCCAGCUCACACCCAAAAUAGACCAUCGGAUAAUAGUUAUAACUAACGAAGAGAAAAGACACGAGCUGCUACUCCAGCGCCAGAGAAUAGAGCAGGAUUCGAUCAUCGAGGAGGUGGACGAGUGUUCACCACAAAACUGAGUGGCGUUUCGAAGCGAAUUGAAUCCUGAACUUUCUACGAUUCUAUUCCACUGUCGCUUUGUCGUUUGUGUUCGAAGUAGCUAGUAGGCGCCUUCAACUAUUUUUGUAACAAGAACAAAACUGGCCUUCUGAUGAACACCAUUCUUCUGAAAUCGAUAUGUCCGGGCGAUUUUGGCUUUUAACAUCCCAGGGUCAUGACCAAAUAACAGCGAAUCUUGGUUCGGAAAGUUGUAUCAAAUUCUGCCACACAAAAAAAAAAAGAAUUUGAAGUUCAACAUUUGUAUCUAAUCUUGAUAUCACUUUGCUUGAAAAUCUACAAGAAAUAACCUUUGAAAUUAAAUCAAAUUCAACGCCAAUAAAGUUUAAGUAAGUUAUUAAACUGUUUUCAAUUGACAAUAAUUUGUAUUCAUUGAAUGAACAUUUCUCCUGAACUGAAUACUUUUCUUGAUGUGCAUUUCGCCAAGUUGGUAGAUGAAACGUGCAUCUAAAAUAGUAUUUCAGUUCUGGUGAUUGCUAAAAGUGCUUACUUUGGUUUUAAUUUUAUAUUAAUUCAUGAUUAGAUAAUAUUGUUACUGUUUCUAUUUGUACUCUGUGCUUCCUGGAAAUGAAGAUUAUUAUUGUUACAGAUCUGGUCUCUUGAUUUUUUCGUUUGAUAUAGUUUUCAUUAAAAAAAAAUUAAAUUGAUUCAUUUAAGAGAAUAAUUUUUGAAAGGUAAAAUUAUUAAAUUAUUCUUCAACAUUUUGGAAUGAUAAAAUUAACCUGAACAUACAAAUAAUACAUUAAAUCAUAUGUUGGAAAAUGUUGACCUUUUUAGAGUUAUUUUGAAUUGUUGAUUGGGAUAAUCGCCAUUUUGUAGUCCACCCUUUAAAAUAAAACUCGACAAUAGGAUGAAGUCGUAAUGAAUUAUAAAUGCUACAAUUUCUAUGUAAUUUGUUACGGAAUGAUCAAGAAUUGGUCACGACCCAGGCAAUGUACAGAGUGAUUUUAAAUAUGUUCCAAUCAUCUGUUAUGAUUGUAUUUAUUAAUCGCCUGUAUGAUGGAAGCGCAAAAAAGGACCACCUCUUUUCUUAGACUAAAUAGUUACCUAUUAGUUGAAUAGAGUUAGUAUUGAAUAGAUCAAAUUUUGAAUGUUGCUGGAGAUGCCUUCUCAAAGAUUUGCCACAAUUAUCUGCAAAGACUGCGGUAAUCAAAUCACAAGAUCGUAUUUGAUGAAGAUUGUAGAAAAAAAUUAAUUUCACAAACUGGGAAGAAAGAUUCAUUUAGAAUGUAAUCGGAUGAACAUUUACCGUUUUUAUUGAGAGAAAUGGUGGCAAUCUGUUCACAGGCUAAUCAAGCUGAAAUCAGCUUUCUGUGUGACUUUCUUUCACAGCCAGUGAAUUCAAGUCAGGCUUCAGACAUUGAUUUCAAAUCUCAUGUAAUUUUGCAUAAUCCAACAGUUUGAUUGGCCUCUUAUAUAGUUCGUUCUUCCAAUUAAUGUAUAAUUGUAAUAGAGAAAUAUCACACCAAACUUGUUUCGUGCACCAAAUAUAUUAAUAUGAAUUAAAAUGAAGCUUAUCGCAGAAUUGCUUGAAUGUUGUGAAACUUUGGGUACGAUUUUGCGUUAAUAUUUUCAAGAGUAACAAUUUUAGUCGUCUCAAGCUACGGGCUAAGCCAUGUUGGUGUACAUAUUUAUAGCUUUAUUAAAUUUGUUUUUGGAUUAUAGUUUUGCUGUGAUAUCUUACAACGUAUCGUUGUUUUUUUGUUAUUAAUAUUGUUGAUAGAAAAUGCAGUGAUUUAUAUAGUUCAACAAAACUGAAUACCUCAAAACAUUUCUUGAAUUAUUUUCAACUUAAGCAGUUUUGUCAUUUGUUGUGGAACUGAAAAAAAAGAAUUUUGUGAAACUGGUUCAAGUUAAAAAACUAAGAGUGCACUCCUUAAGUGGGUCACUUCUUGAACUAACGAAACUCGGCAUGAAAUUCUCUGCAAGAUAAUUCUAUAUCAAAUUGAUGUUAUUCUGGGUAGUAUUCAAGAAAAAUCUCAUUAUCAAAGAAACAUUUCUUGAUAUUUAGAACUCUACUGUAUAGAAUUCAGAACUGGUGGAAAGGCCAUUUAAUUUCCUCUCAUAAGUCAAUAAAAAAACUACUGGUUUAUUAAAAAUUUGAUUCUUUAGCAGAGGAUUUCAUCAAAGUUUUCUAUAGAAUUUUCCAUUUCUGAAACUCAUGAAUGGAACAUGUAUGCCUGUAAAUUCUCGUCUUAAUUCGUUAGUUUUAAUUGUGGCCAUACUGCCCUGCAAAUCAAGCUCAUAUCAACAUUUUCAUAUGGAGCAAAGCUUGUUUCUAUGAAAACAUUCAUCAUUCAAAGUAACAGUUGAGGAGACAUAUUCAAUACAUGCAAACAUCUCCAACAAUCAUCGUCAUACAACUUUUUGAUACGAAGUUGCAAAACAUGUUCAAAAUGAUUUUUCACAAAAUGUAGAUAUUUAUGACCUUUUUGAUUAACAGGGCAGUAUAGAUCUAGUCAUUGUUUUGAAGUUGAAUAAAAGUCUUUUAAGAUUA
Messenger RNA from Leptinotarsa decemlineata (Colorado potato beetle), 3083 nucleotides. Its product is annotated as mannosylglucosyl-3-phosphoglycerate phosphatase. Gene Ontology annotation, molecular function: hydrolase activity. NCBI's taxonomy places the organism in Eukaryota, Metazoa, Arthropoda, Insecta, Coleoptera, Chrysomelidae. The record is from RefSeq and is a predicted model, not a curated record. Gene Ontology annotation, biological process: nucleotide catabolic process.